AUGAAUGUGGCAUCUGCAGAACUGGAGGGGAGGAGAAUUUCUUUCACUGUAACAGAUGCGUUUCUCUUUGAGACCACAAAAGACAUUACUGUCUUGCCUUGUGGGCACACCAUUCAUUUGGAAUGUGUUAAAGAGAUGGAGCAGCAUUUUCAGUAUGCAUGCCCUGUUUGCUCAAAAUCAUAUUGCGAUAUGUCUCGUGUGUGGCAAAAACUUGAUCAACAGGUAGCUUUGACUCCCAUGCCUCCAACAUAUCUGAAUAAGAUGGUUUGGAUUCUUUGUAAUGAUUGUGGAGAAACUUCGGAAGUAAAUUUCCAUAUUGUAGCGCACAAGUGCCUAAAAUGCAAUUCAUACAAUACAAGGCAGACACGUGGAGGGCCUUCUUCAUGCUCAUCAAGUAUCGAAGAGAUGACGAAAUGA
This is a messenger RNA of Dovyalis caffra, 417 nucleotides long. The record is from the annotation of a GenBank genome assembly. NCBI's taxonomy places the organism in Eukaryota, Viridiplantae, Streptophyta, Magnoliopsida, Malpighiales, Salicaceae.